UGGGUUUUGACAGAGGCGAGGGUAAGCCCUGACAGACAGGAUCUCCCGGACUGAGUCCACCCCCUGCGCCCACCCACACACCCAGCGACUUUUCCCCGGCGAGGGGGCAGGGGGGGCAGCGACGCUCAUGCUCCUCACUCUGUAUCGCACCCGUCUGACUGGGGCUACCUAGGGAGCACAGUCUCUUGGAAGAGCCUCCAGGUGGAGAAGGAAAAAAAUACCAUCCUCCCCCAAAACCUAUGGUUUUUCCAUCCCUUACCCUCCUUUCCCAAGCCGGCGUGGACAGCAGAGCCGGCCGCCUAGCUCACCCUCGCCCUGCUCUCCACCUCUCCGCCCGAGGGAGGAUGAAGAUGCUUUGCUGGAGGAUGGCACUGUGGCUGGCCGGCUGGACUGUCUGCGGGAAGCCUUCUUCCUGCUCUGGCCUCGAUUAUGAUUACACUUACGAUUUCACUGAAGAGGAUAAAGCCGAGGCGAUAGAUUAUAAGGAUCCUUGCAAAGCUGCUGUCUUUUGGGGAGAUAUUGCCUUAGAUGAUGAAGACUUAAAAAUCUUUCAAAUUGACAGGACGAUUGACCUUACGCAGCACUCCAACGAAAGACUUGGCCAUAACACAGGUGGCUUUGGAGAGCAUGGAAUGUCAAAAAAACCUGGUGCCCUCUAUCAGCUCAUAGAGAGGAUAAGAAGAUUUGGCUCUGGUUUUGAGCAAAAUAAUACAUCUAAAGGAAGAACUACUGUAAAAUUCUCAGGGAAAAAUGAGAAAAACCGAUUUCCCAGAGCUGCUACAUCACGAACAGAAAGAAUAUGGCCAGGUGGUGUCAUUCCAUAUGUAAUAGGAGGAAAUUUCACUGGCACGCAGCGCGCCAUGUUCAAGCAGGCCAUGCGGCACUGGGAGAAGUACACCUGCGUCACCUUCAUCGAGCGCAGCGACGAGGAGAGCUACAUUGUCUUCACCUACAGGCCCUGUGGGUGCUGUUCUUAUGUGGGUCGAAGGGGAAAUGGUCCUCAGGCUAUAUCUAUUGGCAAGAACUGUGAUAAAUUUGGCAUAGUUGUCCAUGAGUUGGGUCAUGUGAUAGGUUUUUGGCAUGAACAUACACGACCAGACCGUGAUGACCAUGUCAGCAUCAUUAGAGAGAACAUCCAGCCUGGUCAGGAAUACAACUUUUUGAAGAUGGAGCCUGGAGAGGUGAACUCCCUGGGGGAACCAUAUGACUUUGACAGCAUCAUGCACUAUGCCAGGAACACCUUCUCAAGGGGCAUGUUUCUGGAUACCAUUCUCCCUUCCCGUGAUGACAAUGGUAUACGACCUGCCAUUGGCCAGCGUACCCGUCUAAGUAAAGGAGAUAUUGCACAGGCAAGAAAGCUGUAUAGAUGUCCAGCCUGUGGAGAAACACUGCAGGAAUCUACAGGCAACUUUUCUUCUCCUGGGUUUCCAAAUGGUUAUCCUUCCUACACACACUGCAUAUGGAGAAUCUCUGUGACCCCAGGAGAGAAGAUCGUUUUAAACUUUACCACCAUGGACCUUUACAAGAGCAGUCUCUGUUGGUACGACUAUAUUGAAGUAAGAGAUGGCUACUGGAGAAAAUCCCCUCUGCUUGGCAGGUUUUGUGGUGACAAACUGCCAGAAGUGCUCGCAUCCACCGACAGCCGGAUGUGGAUUGAGUUCCGCAGCAGCAGCAACUGGGUUGGGAAGGGUUUUGCAGCUGUUUAUGAAGCUAUUUGUGGAGGUGAAAUCCACAAAAAUGAAGGCCAGAUCCAGUCUCCCAAUUAUCCUGAUGACUACAGACCAAUGAAGGAAUGUGUGUGGAAAAUAACAGUGUCUGAAAACUACAAUGUAGGAUUAACCUUUCAAGCAUUUGAGAUUGAAAGACAUGACAACUGUGCGUAUGACUACUUGGAAAUCCGAGAUGGAGCAAAUGAGAACAGUCCUUUGAUUGGUCACUUUUGUGGGUAUGACAAGCCAGAAGACAUUAGAUCUACCUCUAAUACCCUGUGGAUGAAGUUUGUUUCUGAUGGAACUGUUAAUAAAGCAGGGUUUGCAGCUAACUUUUUUAAAGAGGAAGAUGAAUGUGCCAAACCUGACAAUGGGGGCUGUGAGCAGCGCUGUGUGAAUACCCUGGGCAGUUACCAGUGCGCCUGCGAUCCUGGCUACGAACUUGGUCCUGACAAGAAGAGUUGUGAAGCUGCUUGUGGAGGACUCCUGACAAAGCUAAAUGGGACUAUAACCACACCAGGGUGGCCAAAAGAGUAUCCUCCAAACAAAAACUGUGUGUGGCAGGUGGUUGCCCCAACACAAUACCGAAUUUCAAUGAAGUUUGAGUUUUUUGAGUUAGAAGGGAAUGAAGUUUGCAAGUAUGAUUACGUGGAGGUUCGCAGUGGCCUUUCUUCUGAUUCCAAGCUGCACGGUAAAUUCUGCGGUUCAGAAGUGCCUGAAGUUAUCACCUCUCAGUACAACAACAUGCGCAUCGAGUUUCGCUCUGACAACACUGUCUCAAAAAAAGGCUUCAAGGCACACUUCUUCUCAGACAAGGAUGAGUGUUCCAAGGACAACGGGGGCUGCCAGCACGAGUGCAUCAACACAGUGGGAAGCUACGUCUGCCAGUGCCGGAACGGAUUCGUGCUACACGAAAAUAAACAUGACUGCAAGGAAGCUGAGUGUGAGCAGAAGAUCCACAGUCCCAACGGCAUCAUCACGAGUCCCAACUGGCCUGACAAGUAUCCCAGCAGGAAGGAGUGCACAUGGGAAAUCAGUGCCACCCCUGGCCAGAGGGUCAAACUGACAUUCAAUGAAUUUGAAAUAGAGCAACAUCAAGAAUGUGCUUAUGACCACUUGGAAGUGUUUGAUGGUGAAAGUGAAAAAUCGCCAAUCCUGGGACGCUUAUGUGGCAAUAAAAUACCAGAUCCUCUCAUUGCUACUGGAAACAAAAUGUUCCUCCGCUUUAUUUCUGAUGCUUCAGUUCAAAGAAAAGGCUUCCAAGCAACUCACUCUACAGAGUGUGGUGGUCGUUUGAAAGCUGAACUGAAGCCCAAGGACCUGUACUCAUAUGCUCAGUUUGGUGAUAACAACUACCCGGUGCAGGCCGACUGCGACUGGCUGCUGGUGGCCGAGCGCGGCGCCCGCGUCGAGUUGAUGUUCCAGACUUUCGAGGUUGAGGAAGAGGCAGACUGUGGCUACGACUACGUGGAGCUUUUUGAUGGUCAUGAUAAGACAGCAGUGAGACUUGGUCGAUUUUGUGGGUCUGGGCCACCAGAAGAAAUUUAUUCAGCAGGAGAAUCUCUUCUACUUCACUUUCACACUGAUGAUACAAUCAACAAGAAAGGAUUUCAUAUACGAUACAGAAGUAUAAAAUAUCCAGAUAGCGUGCACACCAAAAAAUAACACAAGAACCUCCAUGCCAGAAAAAAAGAGUGAGAAACAAAGAACACACAGUGAAAGGAAGGAAGGCGUGUCAAUUUUUUAAAAACUGAAGUUAUUAGCACAAAUGAUUAAUAUAAGUUCAGUUGAAAUGCUGACUUAUAAUACCAGAGACUGAAAUAAAAUAAAAGAAGAAAAUCACCUAUCCCAGUGGAAUAGUCAAGAGGACGAUGUGCAGGCUCCAUACUUGACUGUCUCUGCAGAGCUUGUGAAAGGACUUGGCAUGCAGGGAGAAAGAAAAGCUUUUGUUCAUGGUCCAGUAUUUGCUAGAACCCUGCGUGUGGAUUCAAUCAGUUUCAUUGAGGGGAAGUGACCCUCUAGAUCGUUCUUCUCUCUGACAAUUGUAUGGUGUCUAGAAGGAAAAGAAGCUCUUUUAGGUCACACACUCAAAUACUGUCCUUCUACCUAGUUGCUUUGACUUUGAAUCCUGCGUACGGUGUGUACAAAGACUUGGAAGAAGAUACAAAAUGGGAAGGCCUUCCUGUAUUGUUCUGUAUUUUUUACAAAUUCACCUGCCAUAUCAGGUUAUCAGUGUUUUGAAACUGGAAAAUCCUACUUCUGAAACAUAACUGAUCUAUAGAGUAUUUUGUUUAACUAAUGACUGAGAAGUCUGAACUGUUACAUCAGUCAUCACUAGUGACCAAUCACUAGCUGACUGAAUUUUAAUGGUGUAAGCAUCUGAAAAUAUUUGGUUUACUGGUUAAGUAAGCUAUCUCCGAUGAUGUGCUCUUAUUUUGCACUGAAUAUAGAAAGAGACUGAAAUAAAAACCUGUCCUGAAUCAAAAUCUGUAUCCAUGAAAAAGACAAAUGGUCCAGGAUCAUCUGAAACUCCUCCUACUGAAUUUUUUUCAGCAGUACAUUUGAAACCACUGCUAAGCUUUAUUUCUUUGGACCUUUUUGUGAAUGAGCUAUUUGUUGGAUUCAGUUACUCAGAAAUGAGGCUGCAGUAGUGUCCAAAAGACAAGUUUCCCAAAGAGGUUUUUGUUAGGUUUUUUCCUAAGAGCAAGACUAUCCCUGAUGGUGAAAAAAGCAGAAUGAAACAACAGACCCAGGAUCUUUUUGAUAUCAAGUGUGAAUUUCUAUGGUGCUAUUCCAUGAACAUUAAAAAAAAAACAAAAAAAAAAACAAACCAAGAAGUUUUAGACUUUUGAGCCAACAGUUUGCAGAUCAUGAAUGUCUCACUAUACCUGGCUGCAUCUGGAGAAGGAAGGCUUUACUGCUCCGAUGGAAAGUGGGUUGCAACGGCAGUGCUAUUCCUGUGGAACAACUACUAUUAUUGCCUUAGAAUCCUCGCACACAAUCAGACAGAUCUUCCUGUAGAUACACUCCUAAUUUGAUAAAUAAUUUGACAUCUUGAGCAUCUUAGCAUACACUAACAAAAGGAUCUUCAAGCAAAAGCCCCAUCUGCAGAGAGAGAUCAUCUGCUGUAAAUACAGAGACCUGCUUUUGAUGUAGAGAUAUGUUACAUUUAGAACUGAGAUAUUCUAUGUGCUUUAGGCCGUACAUGGCUCUAGUCAUAAUGUAUAUGCAUUAUGUAAGUAUUGUAUGAAUGAGUGCUCCAGGAGAGUGAGAGGUAUUGUAUGGGUGAAUAUGGAAUUGUUUCUUUAUGUGCCAAGUUCUAUCAGGACCCUGUUUGACUGUAGCAACUUUUCUUUAAAGGCUUCAUAGACAGAUAACAAGGACUUCUAGUUUGCAAAAAUCAAGUUUAAAUGAAGUAUUAUGUUUCACUUACAAGAAAUAUUAUUUUGAUAUCCUUUGAUGUAAGUUGCUACUCAAAUUAGCUUAGUUUUUGUUUCCUUCUAUGAACAUACAUUGGCACUAAUAAAUCUGACCUUUUUUUAUAAAAAUAAAAACUGAAUGUCCGUUUAGAUCUCUUUGCUUGUUUUAACAGUCCUAUUAUUACUCAUAUAUAUUUUUCUUUUUCGAUAGCUGAUGUGUGUGAAGUUCAAAAGCUUAAUAAUUUCUGUGUUUUUAUAAUGCUGCUCCAAUCUCUUUGGCUCAUUUUUCAGGUUGUUUGAUCAAGAAAUGAACUACAAACAGUUUCUCCUAGGUCUUUUACUACAAAGUUCAGGCAGAGAUAUUACUAAAGUUAAAAAAAUAAAAUGUGUAUUUUUGAUGUUGUUACAUAAUUUAUCAGCUUGGUGGAAUUGCAAUGCUUGAAUUUCUGAAAGAAAAGCAAGCAGAAGCAGUGUCUCCCUGGCAUGGUUAAUCAAAAGGAACUGGGAAAGUCUGAGGGUGAAAGCAAAUGCAAGUUUCCAUGCUAUCUUAUUUUCCACUUUUCUGUUUUCAUCUCCCCUUAAUAUUCUCUCUCUCUCUGUUUGCAAAAGCCUUCCUUUUCUCUAAAUUUGACUUUCUUAUUCCCCUGAGGAUUACUCUGAUAACCACAGGGUUGAGCCAAGAUCAUUACUUUUUGGAAAGGUUUCUUUUGUUGUUGUUGAUUCAUACAGGCCCCUGUAUAAAUCCUGCUGUCCUGUAUUAAAUACUGCAGCAGAAAUGGAUGGAGAAGAGGUUGGAUUGGGGGCAAGACAUUAUGGUGUAUUUCCAAAGCCCUGUGGAAGUGAUUGUCUAUGGUCAUGUCAAAGUAUUGCUUUUGAGCACAUCAUUGCGGGGAUUUUUUCACAUGGAAUAUGUGGAAGUCAGAAGAGAGCAGUUGCCAUAACUUCAAAUACAAAGUUUGAUUUUACUUCUCUGGUUGGUUAUUCCUCUGUAGAUCUCAUAUGCUUCAGAGUGGUGAAAAUGCAGAAGGUGUUCUUAAUGAUGAUCUUGCUGAUAAAUGGACCAUAUGGGUUCUAUCUUCUCACUGGCCAUGAUCCUAGUCUGUGCCUCGUGGUGCUAUCAGAUGCUAUUAAAAACACAGCUAUUUACAAGUCCUAGGAGGUUUUUCCUGAUGAAAUGAAAAAUGACAUAUGUAGUGAACUCCUCCCUUAUAGGGGAAGUAUGCCUUAUAACUAGCCUAACAAUAAGAAAAUAAUGAAAAAAUAAUUUAUUUUUGUUUUUGAAAUUGUGAAAAGCAGUGUGGGUUAUCCACAUGUGCAGAUCCAGAUUUGAGAUCUAGUUACAGUGCGUUUAUUGACAACAUACCCAUCAGGGUGAAGAUGAUACUUGUUCUGCUUCCUAUUUGACACAAACUUUUUUUGACUGUGGCAAUGUCACUGGAUUUAAAUUGUGUUUCCUGAAGCAUAUCAUAAAGUUUUCUUCUCAACUACCUAAAGAGCUUCUGAUGUGCUGAAUAUUAUUAUUUAAUGUUAAAUUUAGCAUAAAGUGUUAUUUUGAUAGAAUGUACUGGUCUGCAUGGCUGACAGGCUCUUAGAGAAUUUAGGUCUGUUCUGUGGCAGAUCAAAUCCUAUGAUCAAUAUCACACUGAUAAGAGGGAAGGUAAGGUGUGUUUGUGAGAAGCUUUCCUUUUGUCCUUAAAAAAAACCUUAACAAACAAAAGAGAGAAAAAGGUUAAAAAGAGUAAAAGUCGCCAGGGAAAGCGGUUAAAAUGGUUGCCUUACAUACAAGGUGUGGAGGUCAAGCUGAAGUGAAUAAAGCAAGGUAGGUGCACACACAGCAGAUUUUCUGUUCUUUGCUGACCUUUUGUUAUAGUCUACAACAUAUUUGAGUAAUAUUGCCUUGCUGUGAGACCCAUGAAAUCGCGGAUUGACCUAAGCAUGGGUGAGAGCCAAAUCAGAUCCUUAACACAAUAUUGCAGCGUUACUUUUUCAUUUAAAGCAGAUUGCUUUUGAACCACUGUAAAAAUUAAAUUCAUUGGAUGGAAGCUUUAUCCACCUGAGGAAUCAGUUCUGCACUUUUGCUGUGCUGCUGGGGUACAAGUGGCACACCCAAUUUGUUCUAACAGAGGAAAUUGUUGUUGACCUCACAGGCUGUGUGUGUUGCACUGACUCUGUGCUGCACCGCCACAGAGAGUGGUUACCGCCAAGGCUCACUGCAACUUUUAUAAUUAAAUGGUUUUGUUCUGCCAAAAUGUACAGAUCUCAGAGUUUAGAGACCUGAUAUGUGUAUGCAAUUUCAGGAAAGUAUUCAAUCUUAAAAUAGAUCUGGCCAGUAACCAGAAGAGAAUUUUGCUUUGACUUCAGGUCUGAAGUUAGGUACAAAUGAGUAAUAGGAGGGGAUGGUUUAUACCACAUUAACAUACCUGAUCAUACAGAUUGGCAGAACCUUACCGAAGGACUUGCUCUGAUUUUGAUUCUAUAAUUUCUGAUUAUGAUUUGAUUAUUAAUUGGUUAGUCAAAAAAAAAAA
Messenger RNA from Zonotrichia albicollis (white-throated sparrow), 7653 nucleotides. It is a transcript of the gene TLL1, whose product is annotated as tolloid like 1. Lineage: Eukaryota; Metazoa; Chordata; Aves; Passeriformes; Passerellidae. The record is from RefSeq and is a predicted model, not a curated record. Gene Ontology annotation, molecular function: calcium ion binding; metalloendopeptidase activity; zinc ion binding. Gene Ontology annotation, biological process: proteolysis.